Messenger RNA from Ictidomys tridecemlineatus (thirteen-lined ground squirrel), 960 nucleotides. Its product is annotated as olfactory receptor 1165. Gene Ontology annotation, biological process: G protein-coupled receptor signaling pathway. Gene Ontology annotation, molecular function: olfactory receptor activity; G protein-coupled receptor activity. The record is from RefSeq and is a predicted model, not a curated record. Gene Ontology annotation, cellular component: membrane. NCBI's taxonomy places the organism in Eukaryota, Metazoa, Chordata, Mammalia, Rodentia, Sciuridae.
AUGGCACAUGAAGUCAGAAACCAGAGUACCAUAACUAAAUUCAUCCUGGUGGGGUUCUCAGAAUUCCCACAGCUCCAGGCUCCUAUCUUCCUGCUGUUCCUAACCACCUACACAGUUACUGUGGUGGGGAAUGUGGGUAUAAUUGUAGUGAGAAGGAUCAAUCCCCAGCUUCACACACCCAUGUACUUUUUCCUCAGCCACCUCUCAUUUCUGGAUGUUUGCUACUCCAGUAUGAUUUCACCCAAGCUGUUAGAGAUCUUGGUUGUGGAAGAUAGAAGUAUCUCCUUCAAUGGAUGCAUGACACAGUUUUUCUUAUGCUGUGCAUGUGUGAUUACAGAAAUGUUCAUGUUGGCAGCGAUGGCCUAUGACCGGUUUGUGGCCGUGUGUAACCCGCUUCUCUACACAGUUGCUAUGUCUCACAAGCUCUGUGCCCUCCUGAUUGGUGGAUCUUACAUGUGGGGUGUCCUCUGCUCAUUGAUACUCACAUAUUCUAUGGUAAGACUGUCCUACUGUGGAUCUAAUAUCAUGAAUCAUUUUUGCUGUGAGUUGUCUGCCAUCCUCUCUUUGUCCUGCUCUGACAUUUCUUUCAGUCAGAUGGCAUGUUUCAUCAUUUCUACAUUCAAUGAAUUGUGUAGCCUCCUGAUCAUCCUUGCUUCCUAUAUCUUCAUCAUUGCCACUGUCAGCAGGAUGCCUUCUAAGGGUGGCCUCCGCAAAGCCUUCUCCACCUGUGCCUCUCACCUGAUUGCCAUCAGCAUCUUCCAUGGGGUCAUCCUCCUUCUCUACUGUGUGCCCCAUGACAAAAGCUCCUGGCUACUUGUCAAAGUGGAGACUGCACUUUACUCUGUCAUGAUCCCCAUGCUGAAUCCCCUGAUCUACAGCCUCAGGAACAGAGAUGUGAAAGAGACAGUCAGGGGGCUCUUUUAUUCCAAACUUCAUUCUCUCCAAAUAAAAUUCAGAUAA